Messenger RNA from Closterium sp. Naga37s-1, 2313 nucleotides. The record is from the annotation of a GenBank genome assembly. NCBI's taxonomy places the organism in Eukaryota, Viridiplantae, Streptophyta, Zygnematophyceae, Desmidiales, Closteriaceae.
AUGUCGGACUACGUUGCGCUGGCAGCCCAGGCGCGGGUGAACCUGACCGGUGACGCCACAACGCCGGCCGGCGUCCGCCCCACCACCAUUCCGGCAGUGACGCUGCGUCUGAUUUACGAUCUAGAUGCGUUGGCUAAAAUUCCCGUCGACCCUGACAUUCCGCCGCCACCUGUAGGCGACCCCCAAAAGCGACGUCCUAGCCAGCCGGAGGAGGACUCUUCGUCUAGCGAUGAGGAGGAGGAACCCCAGCCCGGCCCGGGACCUAGACGCCAACGUCGGCCGCUCACUCGAGCCGAGAGGGAUCGAAGAGAGAUAGAGGAGGCAUUGGCCGAGGACGAACUCGAGGAUAGGCUGAACGCGAGCGUCCCGCGAGGAGAGUUUACGGCGGCUGAGUUUGUGGUCGAGGAUCUGAAGAACAGCGACAUCGAAGUGCUGAUAGCCAAUGCCCUUCGCCACACGGAGACGCUCGAGGAAGGGUCGUCGCUACGGCAGUACAUAUCGUGGAUACUAGACUACAAGCGGUGGGCGGUGGAUGCUCUUCCGUCAGAAGGUGACGACCUGGAGCCGGGGUCCAUACUCACUGACAAGGACGAAAUCGGCAAGCACAUCGGCGAUGAUUUGGGCGAACGUUGGCACACCGCCCCGCGCCAGUUCAUCUGGUUGCACGGCCCGAGGACCAACGAGCCUCGAAUUCGCGCUUACGUCUUGUUCAGAGCGCGAGAGACCCUCAUCGAGGCAAUGAGGAGCGAAGAGGGCAACACCGCCAUGCGCACGCAGCCGAUCAAGCCUUGCACGGUCAACAUGCUACUCGGCCGCAUCAAGGCCCUUCAGAUGGCGGCCAAGAUAGAGGCGACCCUGUACAAGGAGAAGGAGCUGCACAUCAUGCAGGACAUCUCGGUCGUCCGCACGGAAGUGCGCGUCAUGGUUCGUGGAAAGAACAAAGCCGACACCAACGUACGCGAGAUCACGCUCGCCGACAUCUUUCUGUACCGCCUUGCUAGCGGGUCGUCGGUGAACCCUGACAACCGGCCAAUGGUCAUGGUCAUCGCGCAGCGCAACUCGAAGGCGUGCAAGGACGCCCGUCUUCAUCACAGCUACGCGGCGAGGCACUUAGAGGCGGAACUGUGUGCUGUGGGCGAUACAAUCCUCUGGCUGCACUUCAUCUACGACCAGGUCCCCCAGAUCUUCGGCGUCCGCACGGCCGCUGGACGUACGCCGACCGGAGCUCUGGCGGAAGAGCUUGCACAAGGGCCUGAGGCGAACACGGCCGCGGUGCACUUCAUCCAGACCAUGCUGGAUGCACGCCGCAUUGCGGCCGAGGACCUCGCGGUGAAACUCGUCCGCACUCCGUGGCACCCUCAGGUCCAGGCUUCGAGGCUUUGUCGGGAUCGCGACUUUCAGGCGUGGGCGAAGGACAUCGAGAAGAUUGACACCGAGACGAUCGCCAAGCGCCGGUCGCCGAUCCCGACCCAGCCAGCUGUCGACCUUCUGAACGAGACGCUGGCCCACGAGAGGCACAAAGCGACGCUCAAGCAGAUGAAGGUGGAGAAGGAGCUCGAGGAGGCGCGUGCUGCUAUCGCGGCGAGGGACGCCGAGAUCUCCCGGCUGAUGGAGGAGCUCAAGAUCUCCGAGGCACGUAGGGCGCCAGCGCCACAGGCGCCUUCUAGGCCGACGACCCUGGAAGAGGAGGCAGCUGCGGCCGCUAAGCAUGCUCAGUUGGACGCCGAGGCUCGCUACGAGGCCCUGGUUGUCGACCCAUGGAGAAAGGCCGAGACUGUGGUAGAGGCCUGGCGCUUCUGGAACUGCCCCACCACCACGGACCGCCGGCGUCUCUGCGACAGGAUCAACGAGCCAGGUUUCAUCGGGCGGCACAGCCUCCUGGGCAAGUCGUCGGCCAACGCAAAACAGGGUGAGAUGCGCCGAAUGAGGAGGGCGAUGGAGGCCGUGCGCCGCUUCCGCGCGUCAGACGGAGAGGCCGACAGCGCCGCCGUCAUCAAGAAACUCGACGAGCUCGCUGCGUCGGGAAUUGUGACCUUCUGCGAUGCUCUGAAGAUCAUCGACGCCGACGCGCUACCGAUACACACGGAGGGGAACCUGGGCAUCAAGGGGCUUUCUAAGGGUGAAAAGCCCAAGCUGACGGUUGCUUGGGGACUGGUGGCGGCGGGAUACAUGACGCACAAGUGGGGCGAGGACAUGUUCCCGACCACGUGGGAAGAGCAGAAAGCUGUGGCGGCCCAAGCGGCCGCGGAGCAGGCCGCUGGAAGACCGCCGCCGCCGCCGACGAAGACGUCCAAGCGUCGGAAGCCGGGCUGA